Molecule: messenger RNA, 3612 nt
Organism: Prorocentrum cordatum
Lineage: Eukaryota; Dinophyceae; Prorocentrales; Prorocentraceae
Source: the annotation of a GenBank genome assembly
GCUGCGGUCGUGCUGAUGGAGGGCCUUCGGGUGGUGGGGCAGGAGCGGCGCGCUGGGCUGCGGGGGUUCAGUGCGCGGGGCAUGUGCAGGGCGGUGGACGGCGACACGUGGCUUUGGGGGGACGAGUUGCCGGACUAUGACGGCCUUCUCGCGAACGUGGUCGAGCGGGAGGCGCGCGGAGAUCAGGGUAGGCGACGUCUGCUGCUGUCCGUGGCGGAGAGGCUGGUUGACAGCGCGCGCGUGAGGGAGCUCAGCGGGUCGGAGCGCGUUGACGCGGAGGCUCUCCUUGUGCGCUUGGGUGUUGCGGCGGCGGCCGGCGGCCGCGAUGGGGGCUUCGGCCGGAUUGGCGGCGUGCUGUGCCAGAAUGCCCUUCGCGAUGCCGCGCACGCGGUUGCCGCGGGGUGCGAUGAGCGGGAGGUUGAGCUGGGCGAGCUGGCGACGAAGAUGCUCCGGCGGCAGGACGUGCUGGGCUACUGGGACGGCAGGGUGGAGGACGCCCUGUCGCCGGAGAUGCGGCCGUUGCACAUGUCCGCGGUGAAGGAGGCUCUGGGGGCAUUGAUUCCGGCUGCACUUCACGGGAGUCUCGAUCGGUUUGUCGCGUCCCAGAAGGACGUUGCGGUGUUGGGGGGGGGGGCGAGCUUCUUGUCCAUGGACCGGUACAGGGUAAACGUGCGGUCGGAGGAUGCUUUGCGCCGCGGCCGGUUCACGGAGGACGUCCUGGAGUUUUUCCUGAAGGUGUUGCAGCGGAUCUGCGGUGUCCUGGCGCUGCCUGUCGCGGUGGCGAGCAAAACGGUUGGUCUGCAUGCCGGGCGGGCGGAGUCCGCGGAGCAGUUCAGGAAGAUCAUGGGCGGCUGGAAGAAGGUUUGGAAUCGGGCGGAUGUGGCGGGGAAGAAGGAGCUGCUGUUGCCCGUCGCGGUGGACGAGAAGGGGCGCGACUGGUUCUGCGUGUCGGUGAGGUCUGCGUCAGAGGGCGAGGUUUUGGGGCGCGCGGAGCGCCUCGUCGUCCGGGUGUACGAUGAGAUGCGACGGCAGGGUGCGGCGCGUCGAGUGGCCUUGAACUUGGACGCGUUGGUGCGCGGACCCGCCUCGGCGGUGGCGGGCCAGGCGGGGCCGGAGACGAUCAUCGAGGAGGGGGUCCCCGAGUGCCAGGUGUCUCACCAGCGCUGCCUCUGCGCGUUCGGGGUCUUGCUCUCUCUGGUGUCCAGGGCUGCCGGGGAGAGAGGAUUAGACAUGGCGUCGAAGAUGUUCGUGCCAGACGCGGGCCAGGUGGUGGCGGCAGUCUUCGCGGGCUUUCGGACGCGUCUCCGCCAGGAAGGUGCGUCGGACGUUUCUGUCUUGUUGGUCGAGGCGGACGCGUGCAGGGCGGUGCUGCGGUCGCUGGGCCACGUGCCGUCGCUGGUGCGCAGGGGCGACGAGGCCGAGGGGGAGGGCGCGGAAGCAGCGUCAGGCAGCGCCCCCGGGGGGCGGAAUUUUGCUCUGGAGCGGGGCCGCGGCGACGGGGCGACCGCGGGGGUGCGGCUGCGCGUGGGCACGUGGAACGUUGCCGGCGGGUCUUGGUCGGCGCAGGCUCCUCCCAGGUAUGGGUGGAGAGAUCAGAGGGCAGCCUUGGUUGCGGAGAUCCUGGGGUGGCGGAGGGCCUUCGGCUGCGACGUCGUGGCGCUGCAGGAGUGCGAGGGGGCGGGCGCGAUGGGCGAGCUGCUCGACCAGUGCCAGUUCUUGGGCGCCACGCCGGCAGCGGCGACGCGGGGGUACGUCCACUUGUACGUUCGCAGGGGCAUGGAGGCGGAGCGGCUGUUGUGUGAGGCUUCCUCGGCUGCUGGCGUGGCUGCGCGCGUCAGGGUGGCGCCGGGCCGAGGCGGUGCCGCGGCGGACGAGGUCUGCGUCUUGGCAGUGCAUUUGCCUGCCGGGGACAGGGCGGCGCAGCGCGCUGCCGCGCUGGGAGAGGCGCUGCGGUCGCUGGACGAGAGCGGGGCGGAGCGUGCCAGGGUCUUGGUCGUGGGCGACUGGAACGUGCGGGACGAGGAGGUCGCAGCGCUGUGCGAGGCUGAGGGCAUGUGCGAUGCCACGUGCGCUGGGAAGACCUGGGGCGUGAGGUGGAACAGGUUUUUCGCAGAUCAGCAGUACAGCGGCCCCGGGUUUCGUUUUGACCGCGCGAUGUUCGGGGAGAAGUUGUUUGCCCGGGCGCAUGUGAUGGCGCGGGGGCCUGUCGUGUUCGAAGGCGUGCAGUUUUGCGCGUCCGACCACUUCGGGUUGAUGGUGUACGUGGACGUGGCAGACGUCUUUGCGCUGCGAGGCAGGGGGCGCGCGGAGGCAGCCCGGGUGCGGCGCGGGGAGGUGUGUAGGGUCUGUGAGGUCGGCGGGGAGCGAGAGGCGCAGGAGGUCCGGGAUCGCCGGCAGGCUGCCAGGGAUCAGCAGGGGCUUGACAAGGAGAGGGCCGCGGAGAGGGACCGCGAGGCGUUUGCGAGGGGCCAGCAGAGGGCGGCUCGCGAGAGGGCACGCCGGAGGCAGGCGUUGCACGAUGCGGCUUUCGGCAGGGAGUCGCUGUUCGAUCAGGACUUCGUCGUCGAGGCGGAGGGGCUGGGCGAGGGUGUUCAGAUCUCCGCGCCGUCUGCCAUUGUCGUGCCGGGCGCUGAGGAGUGGCAAGACGGUGGAUGGGGAGAGGUCGCCGGCGUACCCGUGGUGGGCAUGGGGAAUUUGGGGAACACGUGCUACGUCAACGGCGUGCUGCAGCUGCUCCUGCGGGUGUCGUCCGUGCACGAGGUCCUUUCGAGACAUGGGCGAGACCAGUGCCCCAGGGCGUUGCUUGGAGAGGAUUGUGUCGUGUGCUUGUUGCGGGAGACGCUGGGGCAGGUCAUGGCGGCGUCGCGCCGCGCAGGGGUGCGGAAGCCGAGGCUCGCGCAGGAGAGGGCGGCGGUGGACGAGCGGUACGGCGAUGACCAGCAGUGGGACGCCAGCGAGUUCUUUGGGCAUUGGUUCCACAGAGCUCGUCAGGUGGAGCUGGAUGCCGGUCGGUGCGUGCCGUGGGGCGAUGGAUGGCUACAUGGGCAGGACGGCUUCCAGGUUACGCACUGGGAUCGCCUGUUCAGGUACGGGUCGGCCGAGAUGGUGUGCGUGGUCCCGCCCGAGGACAGGAGGGUGUCGUUGACGACCUCCGAGCUGUAUCUGCGCGCGUGCGGGCCCGAGGUGCAGGAGGAGGCGGAUCGCCUCGAGUGCCCGAGGUGUGAGUCCCGGCAGGUGCACGUGCUGCAAUGGCGGGUGCGCGAGCCGCCGACGGUGCUCUUCGUGCGGGUGAUCCGCCCCGUGGCGGCGGGGGGCCAGGGCGUAUUGCUGCGCCGGCGCGUGGGCGUGGAGGAGGAGAUCCAGCUGCCGGGGUUUCCGCGCAUGGUGCUGGCGGGGGUGCUUUUUCACAACGGGGCCACGGUGCGUUCUGGGCACUACACGUCCAUGUGCCGCGGGCCGGGCGGUAUGUUUUGGAUGUACGAUGACGCGAAGGUUCAGGCGGUGCAGGGCGGGGUGGGGGAGCAGAAGCCGGCGCAGGGGCGGCUCUGGAUGGCGGGCGUGCAGGCAUGCAUGCAGUCGCAUGCGGCUUAUGAGUGCUGUGUGCGGGCGUGA